Molecule: messenger RNA, 1400 nt
Organism: Heterotrigona itama
Lineage: Eukaryota; Metazoa; Arthropoda; Insecta; Hymenoptera; Apidae
Source: the annotation of a GenBank genome assembly
AUGGUCGUCACGCCACGAAAGAUGAAACAGGUUGCCUUUUCCGUGAUUUGUAUAAUAUUAGGUAAAUAUUUUGAUUGCAAUGCAAAUUAAUUCUUCGCAGCUGUGACUGGUUGUCCUUGAGCGAUAAUGUCACAUAUCUUCUUGCAGUGUUAGGAUUUUACAAAACGUUAGUCAAUCCAGAAGAUGAACAAUCUUUUACCCGACUACAUCCGAGAGAUCGGAAAUCUCGCUUAGGGGAUAUAAACGAGAUUGACUCUGUCAAUGAAAAAGUUCAAGAGACUGACGACAAUGUACGUUACACGGAUAUCAAAAAUAUCGAAGAAGCAAAAAUACGGAUUCGUGAAUUAGAGGGUAAAUUGCAACAUCUUGAAGCCAAGAUUGAGAACAAGGUGUCGAAAGAUUUCCCAACGGUCAAAUUCCUGAACUAUAAAAACCGAAAAAGGAUAUUGGUCACAGGCGGUGCAGGCUUCGUUGGGUCACAUUUGGUUGACCGUUUAAUGCUUGCUGGCCACGAAGUAAUAGUUGUAGAUAACUUUUUUACUGGAAGAAAGCGUAAUGUUGAACAUUGGGUUGGCCAUGAGAACUUUGAACUUGUUCACCAUGACAUUGUCAGACCUCUUUACCUAGAGGUUGAUGAGAUAUAUCAUCUUGCUAGCCCAGCUAGUCCACCACAUUAUAUGCUUAAUCCAGUCAAAACAAUAAAAACAAAUACGUUAGGUACAAUAAAUAUCUUAGGUCUUGCAAAAAGGGUAGGAGCAAGAGUUUUAAUAGCUAGUACAUCCGAGGUUUAUGGAGAUCCUAAUGAGCAUCCUCAGUCAGAGACUUACUGGGGCCAUGUGAAUCCUAUAGGUCCAAGAGCUUGUUACGACGAAGGGAAACGUGUAGCGGAAACAUUAAGCUACGCGUACAUGAGACAAGAGGGUGUCUCGGUGCGCGUUGCUCGAAUUUUUAAUACAUUUGGGCCAAGGAUGCAUAUGAACGACGGUCGUGUAGUUUCGAAUUUUAUUCUGCAGGCAUUACAGAAUGAUUCAAUUACGAUAUAUGGCAGUGGGAAACAGACGCGAUCUUUUCAAUACGUAUCUGAUUUAGUCGAUGGAUUAGUUGCCUUAAUGGCGUCUAAUUAUACUCAACCAAUAAACAUUGGAAAUCCUGAACUAGUUGGUACUAAUAGUAAGAUAGUCGAACUUGCCGCAGUCGAAGAUGAUCCACAACGAAGGAGACCCGAUAUUAGUAGAGCUAAGAAGUAUUUGAAUUGGGAACCGAAGGUUCCUCUAGCCGAAGGACUUAAAACGACGAUAAUGUACUUCGCUAAGGAAUUAAAAAAGACGAAGCAUUCUCAAAAAAAUAGUAUCAAACAAACGUCUUACAAGAACGAUCAUGACAUAGUAGAACAACUCUAG